AAUAUUUCAAUUGGUCAGUCCCUUAUUGGUAUAUUUACAUCCUGUAUGGAUUGCGUCGGUAUGACCUAAAGUUACAAGCAUUAUAAUCAGAGAUGAGUGAGGAUACAUUCAAAUGACACGUCCCAGAUAGGAUGAAACGAGCGUUCUGGAUCCCAUAACUAGCUAUCAUCCAUCUCUGUUUGAAAUGUUUUAUUGUUUAGUUGAAAGAGUUUGAUAAAGGUCAGUUUAAUUUUUAGGUGGUAUUCAUUACAUAUUGAUUUCAAUUGGUAUAUCACUGAAAACUAAACAACAUUGGAUAGAUGUUUCAUUCGAAUAUGGGACUCCGAUGCUUCGUAUUUAUUACCCCACGUAGAAUAUAAUCCAGAACAUUGAGGCUUCACAUUGAGUUCGUUAUCUUCAAAUCAUUGAGUUAUCAUCUACUGACUUACAUUUAUGAUCUUUCAUUUAUAUUUACAGAAAUCUUCAAAAUCGAACUAUGUCAGCUUAUAUAAACGAAAAUCCCAUUUUAUCUGUAUUUAUUUCUAAGGGUGAAAAAAUGAUUUCUGAAAAUGAAAAUAAAGAUAAUAACUUGUUCGAUGUGAAGUUACCAGCGAAUAUAUUAUGGAAAAGUCAUGAGCAUUUACCAGUUACCCAACCUUCCGUUACAGAAUACUCUUCAAAUCAUAUAGACAAUGUGACUGCUAUCACAGAUAUGACAAAUUCACACUUCCUAACAAGAUCUGAUAGUAUUCAUCAAACUAAUUUACCUGUACACAAUGGUUUCAACCCAAUUUACCACUCGAAUGAAUUACAAAUACAUACAUCCAAAGAAUUUAGAGAGUUAUCAUCAAAUGAUGGACAUUUUCAAUCAAUAAUACCUUCUAGGUCUAUAUCAACACCUUCAUAUUCAACAAUGGCCACAUCUUCAAAUGAACAAGAAGAAAACAAAAAUAACUUUCCUGAGAAUUAUAAUCUACUAUCAAGUACAUAUUAUCAACAAUUUUUAUUAAAACAUUACAACAGAAAUGUGACUGAUGAAGUCACUAAUUUAAUGGAUGAAAACUAUCGUAACUCAUUGAUUAUGUCAUCCUAUGUUAAUCGUUUACAACAUUCAGAAAAUUUAGUUUGUACAAGUAACAUCAACAAUCUUUUUACCAGUACUAAUACUAUUACAACAACAACCGCUUCUACUUCUGCUACUAACGUCACCGAUAUACAUGCUACUAAUUUCAAUACAAGUAGUAUAAGUCCAUCGAGUCAUAAUCAGUCAAUUCAUGAAAAUUAUGAAUUUAAUAGCAAUCCUACAAACUUGCAACAUCAUCAUCAUCGUCAUCAUUAUGUUAACCCUGAUGAUAAUAAUUUUUCUGGAAAUUUAAACAAGCAUUAUAAUUCAGGAAUGCAUGAAAAUUAUUUACCUUGGACAGAAUGUUGUAACAAUAGUGACUAUAACAUUGAUUAUUUGAAUAAUGAUCACAAGAGUAGUGAUUACAUAACAGAAACUGAUUCAUUGAAAAAUGAACAGAGUUUUCAUGUAAAACAAUAUCAGAGUCAACAAUCCAAUUGGUUGAAUGAUAUACACACUUGGGUAAAUAAUAGAUUUUCACAUGAUAAUGUUAAUAAUGCAUUAAAACCAACAAUUAUCAAUAAUGAUAAGAUCCCGCCUACAAUUAAUUCCACAUUCAGUUCACUUCAACCUCAUCCUUGUUCAGUCGAUCAAUCUGUAUUUGAUACCGACAGUAAUAAUAAUAAUGUGAGUAGUCAAAAUCAAUCAUUAAAUAUUCAAAUGAACAAUCCAUAUUGUUUUAUUACAAGAGCUGAAGAUAGAAAUAUCGAUCAAAACUCAAUCGAAUCAUAUUUAUGUUCAAAUUUUGAAACAGACUGUAGACGAACAUUUCAUUCACCCCUAUCUAUUGGAGAAAGAUGUUUAAAUUUCAGUGAAAAUAAUUCGAAUUUUUGGUCAAAUAAUAUGUGUAAUUUAUUGAACACAACUGAUCGCUAUAAAUCAAUCUUAAUGGCCGCUGCUAAUGUGCAAUAUCCAACAUAUAAUCAUCAUCUUAAUGACAAUAAUAAUAACUUAACAGGACAAUCAGAAUAUGCAACACUCUAUGAAACAUUUCUUUCUGCUAACAAUAAUGGCCCCAUAGAUAUGAAUAUCGAAGCGAAAUGUUCAAUGUUCACUAAUAAUCAAACAGAUAAUGAAAGUGAAGUAAAUGCAUCGAUAAAUAUACCUAAAAAUUUAUUUCCUCAAUCACCAUCUCCUUCAUCACCGUUAUCUGGUGAGACAAAAGUAUCGUUGAAUGUUGAACAUCCACUCAUUCCUCCAAGGUCGUCAGCAUUAUUAACAUUAAAUAGUAAUAACAAUAGCAAUAAUAAUAAUUCCAAUACAAUUAAACGAUAUAUUGGUCGACCAACAUGCGACUGUCCUAACUGUCAAGAAUUAGAUAAUUUAAAUUUAACGAAUCCAAAUAUAGCAAGUGAAUUAAGGCGAAAAAAUCUACAUAAUUGUCAUGUACCUGGUUGCGGUAAAGUCUACAAUAAAACAAGUCAUUUAAAAGCACAUUUAAGAUGGCAUACAGGUGAACGUCCAUUUGUAUGUAAUUGGUUAUUAUGUGGCAAACGAUUUACACGUUCUGAUGAACUGCAACGUCAUUUACGUACACAUACUGGUGAAAAACGUUUCCUUUGUCCUAUUUGUCAUAAACGUUUUCUUCGAAGUGAUCAUUUAAAUAAACAUAUACGUACACAUUCCGAUUCGACAACAACAACCGUAAGCGAGAAUAAUGAACACAAUCUAAUUAAGUCAAUUGAUAAACAGUAUUUAACUAUUAAUACAACAAACACUACCUCAACAACUACUAGUAAUACCAGUACUACUAACACUUUUAUCAGUAGUAAUAUCAAUGAUGAUAAUAUUAAUACUGAUAGUUGUACACCUUUAAGCACUUCAUGUAAUCACAAUAUCGAAGAAAAUUUUAAUGAAUAUACUAUGUGAUGACAACAUCACUGAUGGUGAAAUCAGUGGGUUUUUUUACCAUCUUUAAUCAUAGUCAUUUUUGUUACACACUUUUAUUACUUCCUUAAAAUAUACAGACAAUGACACAUGGAAGUAAAUGUAUAGAAUAAACUGUGCACCAAACCGAAUACAUCUAGUAAUGUCAUUUAAUUAGUCCCUCAUCCCAUUCCGAUCUUAACUAAUUAAUUGCAUUUUUAACUUAUUCUUCGGUUUAAUGAAGAAGAAAAAAACAAUCUAUUUUUACUUUUCAUAUGACUUCCGUGUGUUUUAAGAAAAAUUGGAAUCUAUUAUUGUUUGAAUUAAUAAAAAUGAUUAAUUUUUCUUUCUUUCAUUUAAAUACUUUUAUUGUUUCGCUAUUGUUUAUCUAUGUAUAGACAUGAGUGAAUCAAGUUUUUGUUUUGUCUUUUGGUUUACAAAUAAACAAGUUUUGAAUACGUUUUUGAUAACC
Molecule: messenger RNA, 3440 nt
Organism: Schistosoma bovis
Lineage: Eukaryota; Metazoa; Platyhelminthes; Trematoda; Strigeidida; Schistosomatidae
Source: the annotation of a GenBank genome assembly